Molecule: messenger RNA, 2404 nt
Organism: Aspergillus aculeatus ATCC 16872
Lineage: Eukaryota; Fungi; Ascomycota; Eurotiomycetes; Eurotiales; Aspergillaceae
Product: FTFMHR domain-containing protein
Exons: 7
Coding region: 95-2353 (752 amino acids)
Biological process (GO): DNA-templated transcription; regulation of transcription by RNA polymerase II
Cellular component (GO): chromatin
Molecular function (GO): zinc ion binding; DNA-binding transcription factor activity, RNA polymerase II-specific; RNA polymerase II cis-regulatory region sequence-specific DNA binding
Source: RefSeq, a predicted model, not a curated record
GCGUGUCAUCCCUCCUGUAUAUCUCGCCGCAUCAGCAGAAGCAUCUAUUCUGCAGACGUAUUUAAUCUGCUCUCAUCCCCUGCGGAGUUCAGUCAUGCCGGCCCAUCCGAAUAGCAGGCCGGAACGUAUUUGCCCGUGGUGCUCUCAGUCCUUCACCAAGGAGGAUCACUUGGCUCGACAUAUCAGACGUCAUACCCGAGAAAGGCCAUUCUCAUGUACGGUGUGCACAAAGUCCUUUACUCGCUAUGAUUCCCUCCUUCGCCAUGCGCGGUCCCAUGGAACCACGCGGCAAGCAGGGCCCCAGAAAUCUUCUACUACUGCGGACUCUGUAGGAAAUGAAAGGGCUGAGGCUCCCGUCCCGGCGACAGGGUCAACAGGAGCUUCCUUUGCACAUGCAAGCAAUCCAACAGAUUAUGGACUGGGCUCACCGUCCGCCGGUUCUACAGCCACGGCAAAUUAUACCAGCCCAGUGCCUCCCGAUCCGUCUCUACCCGUGGAUCCAGCCACGGGCCAAUCUGACUGGGCGGAGAUGCAGCCUGGCUGUCUGUCGGACUGGUCAGUAGGCUGGACCGCGCAAUCUUCAGCAUGGUUAGCCGAUGAUAAUUUCGACCUGGGGGCAUUCAAUGCCGCGAUCAUCACGUCCACUAUGCAAUCCAACGUCGAGCCACCUCCCUCAUUCUUGGAGGCCCCGCUAUUAACCCCGCUGUCGGCAGGUGUCGUCGAACCGGUCCCUGAGCAACCGGAAGAUAUCGUUCGACGGCACUGGUAUACCUUCCUGGAGGGCAGUGGGACUGGCUACGACACCCCUGGGGGUAACCCGGAUCGGGCCCACAUUGAUGACGCUGAUCGAGAGAAUCUCGCCCAACGCCUUCAGCAGCGCAUCACGACAGAGCCAUUGCCGUCAACAGACUUUCUGAAUAUGUGUAUUCGACUCUUCUUUGCUCGUUUCACAAACGUACUUCCCAUCAUUCAUCAGCAGACGUUUCGUCCUUCGGUAAAACGGUCCCUGUUGCUGCUCUCGAUCUGCUCUAUGGGCAGUCUCUUCUUGGGUUCGAGUCAUGCUACCCAACGGGGAAUCAAAAUUUUUGAAACGCUCCACAAAGCUAUACUCUCUUCGUGGGAAACAUAUAUGAUCAAAGGAAAAGCUGAAGCCCUGUCCAUGGUACAAGCAGCUCUUAUUGGGCAGAUCUUCGGCAUGUUUACGGGGAGACCAAAAGAUCUGUUAACUGUACAGACGUUUCAUGGCACAGUCAUCACCUGGGCGAAAAGACAGAACUUACUCUCUAGUCGUCGCGCCAUCGACCAGAUCAACAUCGAAGAUGUAUAUCGCGCCCCGGAGCAAACAUGGCGAGCCUGGUCCCAAGCCGAAGAGCAGAUCAGGCUCUGGGCCGCCGUCUUCAUCCUAGAUGCCGAGCUCUCCGAGCUAUUGCUCACUGAUCCUCUUGUACGACGUUCACCGUUGGACGUCGUAUCUGAGGACAAUCUAUGGAUGGCCCCGACUGCGGAAGCCUGGGCCAGCGCGGUGCGAUGUCAGAUUGAACAGCAACAGCAAUCAGGGAUACCCACUAACCCAUCACCCCCGGGCCUGAUGGGGUUCCGGUCAUACGUCGAGCUAGAAAGUUUGAUCUGGGCCAUUAGUGACUCCAACUUCCAGGAGCAGGCAAAGGAUGCAGCCUCGCAAGUAAAGUUCGAACGAGCACUGAUCAGUUUCCACGACCGCUAUCUCCGACCCCUAAAGUCCUCCUCCCAACUACAAAGAGACACCUUCUGCCUCCAGGCUCUCUGGCACUCCGGCUUCCUCAGUCUCCAUGCUAAUAUCGACCGCCUGGAGCUUGCCAUCGGCCGUGAAGGCUACACCGAAGCCCAACCCCACAAGAAAUACGCCACCGAAUGGGCCAACUCCCCAGCCGGCACGCGAUGUGCCGUCCACGCUAUCUUAAUCCUCCAUCUACUAGAGGCAUUACCAUUAGGAAUCGAGCCCGCCAUCCAUGUCCCCCGAGUCCUAUUCAGAGCAACCAUCGUCUGGUACAGCUAUCUGAAAUUCGGCGGCAUCAGCAGCGGCGACACCACCACAAACGAGCCAAGGGUCCUCGAUGUUAAUCUCCACGAUCAUAGUUUCGAAGAGCUGAAGUGCAUCACCGUGAAUCCAGGGAAACUUCUCCUCGAGUCACAGGAUUUUCAAAAUAAUAAACCACUUCCGUCAAGGACGACGACUGCUUGUCGGUAUGUGGAUCUACUCAAACGGAUUGGUCAUUGGGGGUUGGCGCAGCAGCUUGGGACGAUUGCUGUCGUGUUGCUGCAUGGGGAUUUGGAGGGGGGGCAUAAUAAGCCGGUGGCAGCUUUUGUAUCUUGAUUGUCUGGAUAUCUCAGAUGAGAAUGAAGUGACGGAUUUAAAGCAUCGGGG